Messenger RNA from Lindgomyces ingoldianus, 1037 nucleotides. RefSeq lists its product as uncharacterized. NCBI's taxonomy places the organism in Eukaryota, Fungi, Ascomycota, Dothideomycetes, Pleosporales, Lindgomycetaceae. The transcript is spliced from 2 exons. Gene Ontology annotation, molecular function: oxidoreductase activity. The record is from RefSeq and is a predicted model, not a curated record. The coding region runs from base 93 to 968 and encodes 291 amino acids.
CCCCAAACAACGUUGAACCAAAACCACAAUAAAUCCCAUUCUACUUCCCUCAACCCUGCACUCAUCCCGAUCUUCAGCAUCCCCCACUCACCAUGGCCACCGAAACCACGACCACAGCGGCACUUUGCUCCCAAGAAACCGACAUAAUCUCAACCACCCUCACAUUCUGGAAAAAUCUGACUUCCCCGCCAGCUCCUCUUGAUUUCACUCAGCCCGGGACGGAAAAGAUCUUCGACGACCUCAAUAAACUAAACGAAACCGUGCCCAUCAUGAUUCACGACAUUCGCGGCUGCGAGUCCAACUUUAGCUUGGAGAAGAAUGGAUUCCAAUACGUCGACCACGACAUCCCAGGGCUGGAGAAAUGUAAGACAGAUGAUGAGAUUCGGGAAGUUUUAAUUCCUGCGACGGAAGAGCUAGUGAAAAAGAUUACCGGCGCCUACAGAACCCUCGUCUUCACCCACCGAAUCCGCAACCUCGCCUCUGACACCUCCAAACGCGCCGACAAUCGAGCUCCGGCGCACAGCGUCCACACGGACUUCACCUCAGCCGGCGCGCUCCAGCACCUCUCGACCGUCAUCAAAGACCCUGACACCCUUACCUCGCUUACAAAUCCCAAUAUCCGUGUCUUAGCCAUCAACGUCUGGCGGCCUUUGAAGCGCAUUCAAAAAGACCCUCUCGCAAUCUGCGACUGGAGAUCCUUCAAUCCCUCUUGUAUCAUUCCCAAUCGCAUGAUUUUUCCUGGGGGUUUUUGGAACGAGCUGGGAAAGGUUAAAUAUGAGGCGGGACAGAAGUGGUAUACGUUGAAGGGACAGAUGCCGAGUGAGCCGGUAGUGUUUAAACAGUUUGAUAGUAGGGUGCCUGAGGGGGGCAUGACGGUGCCGCAUUCAGCGUUUGUGGAUCCUGAGUGGGUGGAUAAGGAGGCGAGGGAGAGCGUUGAGAUUAAAAUGUUUGCUUUUGUGGAGGAGUAGGUGUUGAGGGGCCCCGGGAUGGGGAGUGGUGCAAGAAAUUUCGAAGUGCUUUGCACGCGGAAUGGGUGG